Ixodes scapularis (black-legged tick) is the source of this 1579-nucleotide messenger RNA. RefSeq names its product juvenile hormone acid O-methyltransferase. NCBI's taxonomy places the organism in Eukaryota, Metazoa, Arthropoda, Arachnida, Ixodida, Ixodidae. The coding region runs from base 508 to 1335 and encodes 275 amino acids. The transcript is spliced from 3 exons. The record is from RefSeq and is a predicted model, not a curated record.
GCGCUGACAAGCAGCCAACCGAUGCACCUCCUGUCCACUGCACUGGGGCUAUAUGGUUGGGAGCAAAGAACUUAGUUUCAUUCAGCUGUCGCCCAACCGGGAACUACGUUUCAAAUGCACCAUUCAACUGUCAUUCUUCAGUCACGUGACGCAUGUACUGAUUCCUCGGGAAGGACUGCCGCUUGGUGCAACGACGAGUGCUGAUUGGCCCAGCGCUAGAAACAGCGCACUUCCUGUCAAGUCUGUGGGCAAUUGACACAUCAGGCAAUGAGCCCAUGUUGUUUCCGUGGUCGUGAUAGCGAACAUCCGCUACGAACUGACCAGAGAGUACAUAAAGCAAAGGUUUCGAGCUUAUUACCAUCUCUGGUGGUAUCGUCAUACCAGCGUCAGUCAGACGUACCGAGAUAUAUUCUCUUUGCCCGUAAACAAUCCGGUCAGAGUGAACGAGUUUGAAGAUUACAAAUUUCUUGAGUGGCAGCUUUUUUCCAGUGGACAUCGACGACCACCAUGUCUCAGCAAGCCGAAUCCCACGAGAGCACCAUUCAUCAAAUUACUCUAGAUGGACUAGACCUUCUGCAGAAGACCCUCCAGAAGCCUUCGAGUGAGGAACAGCAAUUCCUUGACCUGGGCUGUGGCAUAGGUGAUGUCACGCGUGAAGCGCUUCUUCCACGCUGUCUUCCCGUCGGCAAAAUCGUUGCCGCGGACGUCUCCAAGGACAAGAUUGAGACCGCCAAGAAGGACUUCGCCCAUCCCAAGAUUUGCUACGACGUUCUCGAUGCUCUAGCGGAUGACGUAUCCGCCUUUGUGAAGAAGUACGGUCAAUUUGAUCGAGUCUACGCCAUCUUCCUUUUCAACUGGGUGAAGGACCAAGAGAGAGGAUUCAAAAACGUGUUCAAAUUGUUGAAGCCCGGUGGCGAAUGUCUAUUCAUGUUCUAUGCUUCCAGUUUCCACCUUCAGUUUCGUAAGAAGUUGGCCAGGACGGAACGUUGGAAAAAAUAUGCGGCGAUUUGUGAAAAUACCACCCCUGACACCGUAGACCUGGUUGGAAACGAAUCUCGUAUUUCCUACAUUGAACGACUCUUGAAAGGCACCAAUUUGAUCCCGACCUUUUGUGAUGUCAUAACGGAAAUAUCAACGCGUUAUGGCACUAAAGAGGACGUUACACGAGAACUGAUGGAGAUCAACCCGCUCACAGCCAAAAUAAGCAAGGAAGAAAUGCCGUUUCUUCGAGAGGAGGUGAUGAAGGAAGCGGACAGACUGUGGGCCGAAAAAGAAGCCGGUGGAUCUCCACUUGACUACCCUGUGUACAUUGUUCGCGCGUCCAAGAUUAUUUGAUGAGAUGAACUAUAAGAUAUGACCGACAGCUGGAUGCUGCGAGAACCUCUUUUUAAGCUUGGAUGAAGCAGAGAACUAACGAAUGGUUGUACGCUUUUCUCGAAGAUUUGAUAGCAAGCCGGCUGAGUCGACAUAAUCGCCAUCUCGCUAAGUCACGUUGGUUUUUCGCUUUUCUUUGAGGUGGCGGUAAACAAUUAAGACAAAAACGAAUUUUCAAAUAAAUGUCUUUGGUUUUUAGCAAUGA